Messenger RNA from Colletotrichum higginsianum IMI 349063, 2193 nucleotides. Its product is annotated as ATP-dependent DNA helicase II subunit 2. Gene Ontology annotation, molecular function: telomeric repeat DNA binding; damaged DNA binding; double-stranded DNA binding. Gene Ontology annotation, biological process: cellular response to gamma radiation; telomere maintenance; DNA recombination. Lineage: Eukaryota; Fungi; Ascomycota; Sordariomycetes; Glomerellales; Glomerellaceae. The transcript has 7 exons. Gene Ontology annotation, cellular component: nucleus; Ku70:Ku80 complex. The record is from RefSeq and is a predicted model, not a curated record. The coding region runs from base 1 to 2193 and encodes 730 amino acids.
AUGGCCGACAAGGAGGCGUCGGUCUACAUCGUCGACCUCGGCUCGUCCAUGGCUGACUGCCACAAUGGCCGCACCGAGCCGGACCUGGACUGGAGCAUGCGCUAUGUCUGGGACAAGAUAUCGACCACGGUCGCCGCCUCGCGCAAGACGUGGACCGUCGGCUUCAUCGGUCUCAAGACGGACGAGACGCGCAACGCCAUGAUGGACGACGAGGGCUAUGAGAACAUCUCCGUCCUGCGGGAGCUCGGCCCCAUGACCCUGACCUCGCUGAGGGAGCUCAGGGCGGAGGUCAAGCCGAGCGAGACCGAGACCGGCGACGCAGUCUCCGCCGUGGUCCUCGCCGUGGACAUGAUUGAGAAAUUCACCAGGACGCUCAAGUACAAGCGGCGCAUCUACCUCGUCACUGACGGGUUGGCCCCCAUCGACGGCGAUGACAUCGACUCGAUUGCGAAGAAGAUCAACCAAGAUGGGAUUGAGUUGACUGUUCUGGGCGUCGACUUUGACGAUGCAGAGUACGGCUUCAAGGAGGAAGACAAGCCCUCGAUCAAGAAAAAAAACGAGGGGAUCCUCCAGGAACUCGUCUCCAAGUGCGACAAAGGUCAGUUCGCAACCAUUGCAGAGGCCAUCGACGAGCUCGACACCCCGCGCCUCAAGCCAACCAGGCCGUACAAGACGUACGACGGGCCCCUGACCCUCGGCCUUGCCGACCCGCCCGCGGACCUCAAGAUCCCGCCCACGCCCGUCGUCAUCAACGUCGAGCGCUACUUCAGGACCAAGCAGGCCAAGCCCCCGACAGCUUCCACGGUCGUCGUGUCGGCCGAGGGGCAGGGCGCUGCUUCCCAAUCGACGCAGGCCCUCGAAGGUGAGCCCAUGGAGGGAGUUGAGUCGGUGUCGGGUUUCGCGGCGGUCCGGUCCGCACGUACGUACAGGGUCAACGACCCCGACGCCCCAGGCGGCAAGCGCGACGUCGAGUUCGAUUCGUUGGCCAAGGGGUACGAGUACGGCCGGACGGCGGUGGCGAUCAGUGAGUCCGAGUGGAACGUCACCAAGCUCGAGACCGUCAGGACCUUUAGCAUCAUCGGAUUCAUCCCCUGUGAAAAGUACGAACCGUUCCUCAACAUGGGCGAGACCUGCAUGACAGUCAGCCGCAAAUUCGACGAAAAGUCACAACUCGCACUCUCCUCCCUCAUCCACGCCCUCUACGAGCUCGAGUCCUACGCCGUCGCCCGUCUCGUCGUCAAGGACAAGAAGGACCCUGUCCUGGUUCUCCUCGCCCCGCGCAUCGAGCCGGACAUGGAAUGUCUCUACGACGUGCCCCUCCCCUUCGCGGAGGACGUCCGCGGGUACCAAUUCCCGCCCCUUGACCGCGUCGUCACUGUCAGCGGGCAGGAGAUCACGGAAAACCACCGCCUGCUGCCCGGCGACGACCUCACGGCAGCGAUGAGCGACUACGUCGAUUCCAUGGACCUGGGCACUUUCGGCGCCGAUGAAGAUGGAAACCCGUCAGAGUACGCCGCAAUCGACGACACCUAUAACCCCAUGAUCCACAGGAUCAACCAAGCCAUCCGCCAAAGGGCGGUCGACCCUCAGGGUACCAUCGAACCCGUUCCUCCCAUCCUCGUCCGCUAUGCCGCACCACCCGAGGAGCUCGUCGAGCAGUCCAGCUCGCAGAUCAAAACCCUCGUUUCAGCAGCGCAGGUCAAGAAAGUGCCCCCCAAAGCAAAAGGCAAACGCAAGCACGAGGCGUCGAAACCCCUCUCGGGCCUCGACGUCGACGCCCUCCUGGGCACGCAGCCCAAACGGCCCAAGAUCAGCGUGGAGAACGCCAUCCCCGAGUUCAAGCGCGCCCUCGCCGUCGCCGACGAGGUCGAAACGAUUGUCGACGCGGCCACGCAGAUGGGCGACAUCGUCGCGCGGCUCGUGGCCGACAGCUUCGGCGACGCCAACUACGCCCGCGCCCUCGAGAACCUCACCGUCCUGCGCGGCGGCCUCGUCGACCUCGACGAGCCGGCGGUGUACAAUGACAUCGUUAGGGGCCUCAAGGGGAAGAUCCUCUCCGGGGAGCUGGGCGGCGACCGACGCGAGAUGUGGUGGAAGAUUCGGAUGUCGAGGCUGGGGCUCGUGGAUCAGGCGACGUCCGAGGUGUCGGACGUCACGAGCGAGCAGGCUGACGAGUUUUUGAAAUCAAAAUAA